Cavenderia fasciculata is the source of this 288-nucleotide messenger RNA. RefSeq lists its product as uncharacterized. The transcript has 2 exons. The coding region runs from base 1 to 288 and encodes 95 amino acids. NCBI's taxonomy places the organism in Eukaryota, Evosea, Eumycetozoa, Acytosteliales, Cavenderiaceae. The record is from RefSeq and is a predicted model, not a curated record.
AUGAUUACCAAAGAAGACCAACAACUACAGCUACCACCACCACCACCUUCACCAACAACAACAACAACAGAAGUAGAACAACAACCAGAACAACUAGAACAAGAACAACCAAUCAAAUCACUUCCAAUAGUGAAAAAACAACAAAAGAAAAGAGUAUACAAGAAAAAGAACAAAAAGCAAGAGCAGCAAGCAACAUACAUAGUUUUCUUUAAUUCAUUUUAUGGAAAGGACAUUUUAGCAUUGUCUCGUCUUCUUCUUCAUCCUCUUCCUUCUGCCUUUAUACAAUAG